This is a messenger RNA of Sycon ciliatum, 2904 nucleotides long. RefSeq names its product fibrillin-1-like. Gene Ontology annotation, molecular function: calcium ion binding. The transcript has 6 exons. The record is from RefSeq and is a predicted model, not a curated record. NCBI's taxonomy places the organism in Eukaryota, Metazoa, Porifera, Calcarea, Leucosolenida, Sycettidae. Bases 170 to 2416 code for a protein of 748 amino acids.
UCUGCUUGACGGCGCGGCGGUGCAGUGAAGGGUACGUUUGUCUGAAGUAUUUUGCCGUUCGGAGAACGAUAAUAAGCCGUGAAGUUCAGCUGGUUGGACUGGCCUUGAUAAUGUUAGCACAGACCUGACCUGCUCUCUCCGUAUCACAGGAACAAGACGAUACCGGCCAAUGCUAAGAUGUACCAUAUUCCAGCAUUGCCUGCUGACAUGUGUAAUCGGUGUGCUACUGCUAGCACUAAAUGGACAGUUAUCUGUUGAGGGUGCUUGCCCACCAAACUCAUCCGCAACAGAUCGGGUCAAUGUGUGCAAGAAGAAUCCGUCGGAUCUGUGCAGGAACUCCACGCAGUGCGGAUGCAAGCAGGGUUUCUGCUGGUGCUACGUCGGCUACACCACCGACUACACCAGCGACGUUCUGAGUUGCAUCAACGUGGACGAAUGCCAGCAAGGAACGGACUCCUGCCAUGAGCUGACGAACACGCAGUGCCACGAUCAGCCGGGUAACUAUACAUGUGAAUGCCGUGCUGGGUUCUAUCAGCAAGGCAAUGCAUGUCUGGAUGUUGAUGAGUGCUCCACCGACUGCUUACCACCAUCCGGAAACUGCACCAACACGCCCGGUUCACACGUGUGUAUCUGCAAAGAUGGGUACAACCUGACUACAACUACUAGCAGUGGUAGCCAAGGUUGCGAAGACGUCGACGAAUGCAACCUGAUGAUUCACAAGUGCCCCGGCGCGACGACACGGUGUAGGAACACGCCAGGUUCCUAUGUAUGUAUGUGCGGCUCCGGAAUGAUCCUCGCGCAUCCCAGUGCGGAGCUGGCUAGCUGUCAAGACCUGGACGAGUGUGCUCACGGCGCGCACUCGUGUGCCGAGCAGAACUCGACGACAUGCCAGAAUAGCCAUGGCUCGUACGUCUGUGUGUGCACGGCUGGCUAUGGCAUGCUGGGUGGUGACCAUGCCGACGAUGGGUGUGUGGACAUUGACGAAUGCUCUAGUGCCGACGCAGCCGCUGCAGCUCAUAGCUGUGCCCCUGAUCAGCUAUGCAGUAACACUGCCGGCUCGUACACAUGUGUGUGUCCAGCAGGGCAUAUCGUGGACACCGACAGCCGCAGCAGCUCAGCACCGUGUCUGGAUCACGACGAGUGCCGGCGAGGCACGCACGAAUGCAGAGGACCACGUAGCGUCUGCUCCAAUACGCCCGGAUCCUACUCUUGUUCUUGUUCGUCUGGGUUCAUGUGGCUCGCCAAUGCCUCAUCGUGUAUUGACAUUGAUGAAUGCGCUCGCCGUAGCCACACCUGCCGCGCUGCACAGGUCUGUAUCAACACGAUCGGCUCGCACGUCUGCUCGUGCCCGCGAGGGUUCAAAGCGAGCGCGAGUGCGGCGUCCGGGUGCGUGGACAACAACGAAUGUGCCACGUCGCUGUUCCUGUGCCGAGGCAGCGCUGUGUGUGAGAACACAGUAGGGUCAUUUCGUUGUGCAUGCCCCGCGGGUUACAUCUACAACGCUUCAGUUCAUCCGAAUUGCAUCGAUCACGAUGAGUGCUCCGGCAAUGCUUCACCGGCAGCUGUUGCUAUCGGUGGUGUUGGUGCGCCUGCUGCAGCAACAGCAGGAGAAUCAGCAGCAGCGGCAACAACAGCAGCAGGGCAUGACUGUAAUGUGAACACAUCGAGUUGUGUUAACACUGACGGGUCGUAUCGUUGUGAGUGUCAUCCUAACUACGUCAGCCAUCACAUACAUGGCUGUUCCAAAGCUGGAGGUGUGGAAUCGCAAACCAACCAAAAGGUCUUCGUCGCUGUGAUCAUGGUCGGCAUAUCAUUUGCGCUUGCAGUCACAGCAGCAAUUCUCUUCAAGAACCGCAAUCGCAAAGGAACAAAGCGCACAAUAACAAGACAGCUGACUGCAGUCACCUUGGUGGACAAAGAGUGCUUGGGAGACCUCGCCAUGUCAGUUGCUGAACGACCGGGUGCGAAUACACCAAGCGUUAAUGGUAAUGCUCUGGCCAAACCCAGCCAUCAAACAGUUCACACACAGCAGAAAUCACCUCCCGUGUAUAUUAAGAUACAUGAGGUCUCCGCUACAGUAACACACCUAGGGCUAGGUCGAGAGAAAGACAUGCCGCCGGAAGACGAACCCGUGUAUGAUUGUAUCAAGGGGAUUGCCGAACUGGAGAAGCCCUACAGCCGAAUGAAACGACCCGGCUUGGAAAGCCAGCGGUACAGUGGCGAGAAACAAGCGCAGCAUUAUAGGGAACGAGCUGAGCGUGUGAACAGCCCGCUAUACAGUCUGCGUCACCCAAUGCCCUCGGUGCGAGAAGAAGGCGGUGAUCGCAAUGAGCAGCGGAUGGCGGGCAAAGAAGACAGAGGACCUCUGCAUAGCAUCAGUAAGUGUACGAUUGUAACACGACUGUCAGAAAGUUGACCAGAAGCCGGCUUAUUCCAAUGUGUCGAGAGGGGUGGGGAGGGACACUCAGGAUUUCCAGGUCGACCUGCAGACGUUUCAGAUUCCUCGCCGCUGUGCUUCAACACACGUGGCAUUUCAACAAUCUCCACUACUUCCAACCAUUUUCCCAACGUAAAAACGCUAAUAAAAAAAACCUGCACUGUCGUUACAGCUAUUGUGUAACCUCAGAUGACUAGGGAUUCCUGAGCCGACGCUGUUGACCUUAACAUAUCCACAAUGGUCUCUGUCCAAUCCUUUCAUCAUAACUUGGGGAUUUCUUUUUAUUCCAUAAUAUUUUUUUACGAUUUUACAGUGGUUUCUAGCGACCACUAUUGACUUACAUGAGAGUCGUGUCAUCCAGGAAACUGUUGACGAUAGUGUUUUCGGUACUUCCUUUUGCGCUGCCGGAUUAGUCCAUGGUCCCCCUCCGAUGUGUACUUUGUAUGAUCUACCGGAUGAGUCCAUGG